AUGGAUGCUUCGGAUAUUUACUAUGACGGUGCACGCUUCCAGCUGCAGCCACCGGAUGAAUAUGACUACAAUCCUUCCUGUCGUUACAGCUCCGGCCAGGUGCACAUACCCGUGCCACCGUGCCCUACGGAAGACCUUCGCAGCAAGGGGUCUGCGCUGCUCUACAGUCUACCUCCAUGCCAGUACCUGACCCCAAGUCAGAAUCAUCCCCAGGAGGACCCACCCGACUCGGGCAGCGGGGGGCACUACCCUGCGGGGCAAGAGGGGCAGGGCAGCCGGGGUGGCCAGGGGGAGGCGCCGUUCCCCUGGAUGAAGAGCUCCAGGGUUAGGCCUUACCCGUCACUUCCUGGGUUCAACUCGCAGAAUCCGGACGAGCACAAGCGGAGCCGCACGUCAUACAGCCGCGCACAACUUCUGGAGCUAGAGAAGGAGUUCCUCUUCAACAAGUAUAUCUCGAGGCCCCGCAGAUAUGAACUAGCAACCACCCUUAACCUUACCGAGAGACACGUCAAAAUCUGGUUCCAGAACCGUCGGAUGAAGUGGAAAAAAGAAGAACCGAAAAUAAGAAAGGCCUCACGUCCCGGAACGGAACCGAGCACUCACCACCAACAUAACGUUUGAACAGAAAACAAUUUGUUUACCGAUGAUAUUCAGCCAUGGGCUGUCCAGUUCAGUUUGCUGGAUUUAGUUAUCUGAGCUACUUGUGCAGGCUUCACAGUUCAUUUUAAGUAUAGGCUACAUCAGUUUAAUUUAAAAAGUUUUUAUUAUGUUGUAUUUACAGAGAAUGGAUUAUAA
Messenger RNA from Osmerus eperlanus (European smelt), 795 nucleotides. RefSeq names its product pancreas/duodenum homeobox protein 1-like. Gene Ontology annotation, biological process: regulation of transcription by RNA polymerase II. The record is from RefSeq and is a predicted model, not a curated record. Gene Ontology annotation, molecular function: DNA-binding transcription factor activity, RNA polymerase II-specific; RNA polymerase II cis-regulatory region sequence-specific DNA binding. NCBI's taxonomy places the organism in Eukaryota, Metazoa, Chordata, Actinopteri, Osmeriformes, Osmeridae. Bases 1 to 621 code for a protein of 206 amino acids. Gene Ontology annotation, cellular component: nucleus. The transcript is spliced from 2 exons.